Molecule: messenger RNA, 1368 nt
Organism: Brugia pahangi
Lineage: Eukaryota; Metazoa; Nematoda; Chromadorea; Rhabditida; Onchocercidae
Source: the annotation of a GenBank genome assembly
AUGUCGGACGAGCUUAUAAAAGUGGUUAAUUUUGAUGGUUUCAUUAGCCAUGUCAGUGAUUCCGGUGAAGGUUCUGAAGUUAUUAUUUAUGUGGCGCACGUUGUUAGCGAUGAUUCCAGAAUACAAGAAGGAGGCGAAACCGGAGCAGCACAGGAUUUGUUUAAUCGUGAAGAUCAUGUCAGCAACAACGACAAUAAUUUUGGUACUAUAUUCACAAUUCGGGUUGGACAGUGUGUGGAACGUGUUGCUGCAAAAGAUAUUUCCGAAAAUGAAAGAUUAACAAAGGUUCGUUUGAUUGAUAAGGGAAUCGAUGUUGAAGUGGAACGAAAUGCAUUAUUUCCAUCGACUUCAUGUGAUAAAAUUGAUACCGACUGUAUGUGUCCCAUUCUGGUUAUUGAUGCUGGUGAAGAACAAAGAGAAGUGGCAGCGCAAAUUAGCGGGCGUGAAUGUCGCUGCAUUAACGGUAACUUAGUCGUGAUCCCAUCUGUGGGACUUUGUGUUAAAGGUCGAUUACUGGUUUCUUAUGGAAACGGUGGAUAUGCAGAAUUAAAAGAUAUCAGUUUAGUACCAGCAGAAGAACAAGAAAAAUUUACUAUGGAGGAUAUAUCGGAGUCAAAUGUCAACAUGUCACCAAUGCCAGAGCAUACAGAGCCCCUUCGCUAUCAUUGUGAUUCGAUUGCAUGCCGUAGAAAUGCGCUUGGUGGUAAUGAUGAAAAAUAUGAACAAGGAGAAUACGAUGAUAUGAUGAAUGCAUAUGGAAAUGAAGCGUACACUUUCACUGAAAACCAUUUUACAAAUCAAUGCAAUAAUCAAUUUGAUAGGAAUUCAGCAGCUGUUGGAAACGGCAUGUCUUUUGAUCGCCGUAACUAUGAUGAAGGCUUUCCUGGUGCUAGGUUUGACUGUGAUCGCGAAGAGAUGGAUGACAUAUACGUCAUGGAGUCGAGAUCUGAUCUGCCAUACAAACAACACGCAUUUAAAGAAUAUGUGCCGUAUGUCUAUCCCCGUACAAUGCGCAUUCGUUUUGAUAAAAUUGAUUCAUCACUAGCUGAUACCUUUUCAGUUUUCGAACCGAACAUCUUUACAACCGUAGAAAGAAUUCUUCAUGAAGGACGACAACGCUACAGUACUUGCCCACAAUUUGACAUGUCACUGGUUCACCAGUUAAACGGAGUGGGUUGUUUGGUGAAAGCGAGCGUUGACAGUGGUUGUCGCUCUUUGUGUCGUGCUGAAAUAAUCAAAUUUGCGAACAGCACAAAUAGAUUCUCUGUAUACUUGGUUGACUAUGGUUUUUACAAAUGGAUUAAAUUCAAUGAUGUAUUUGACAUAUCAGUGAUUAACAAGAGAGAUAAAAUUUAUUCUUACCGGUAG